UAACAGUGAAUUAGUGCAUGUAGACUGGAAAAGUCAUCUUGGGAAAAUGGUCCCUCCACAAUUUCAGUAAUGUGGAAUGCACUUGUUCAAACUGAUGGAGACUCGAGUUGUUGCAGUCUUACGGAGGAGGAUUCUCCAGAUCAUGCAUAGUUUAUGCUAAUGCCACUAUAUAUAAAUGGCCACCAAUCAUUUUCAUGAUUGGGUGUUUAUUGUGUGAGCCCCCUAAUCUUGUGGAAAACGUUGAAAAGGAAAAGCAUAACCAAUUAAUUUGUGAAGGGCCACAAGGUGAAGGACAUAUCUGAUGGGGGAGAAUUCUGGACCAAAAUAUGCCUUCACUGUUUAUCUUUUUCUCUAUCUUUAGUGUUAGUUCUUUAGACGCUUCUUCAGGCAUGCCAUGACCGGUUGGCUUCAGUCAAUUUGUAGGACAAUGCCGUGUAGAAACCCACUGUCCAGGAAAGCCCUAAAAUUCUAGCUUUCUACGACUCUUUUGUCCCCUUUGCCUUGCUUAAAUGGUUAUAAAUAUAUCCUGCAGAAAAAAUCUGUGAUGAAAACCCUAUUCUGUGGUGUAUAUUUUGUAGGGCACGGCCAUGCCGGAAGUAUUAGAAACAGUCUGAUAAUGGAAUUGUCUCCAUUGAAAAAUCUGUGAUGAAAAUCCUGUUCUGUGGUGUAUAUGUUGUAGGGCACGGCCAUGCCGGAAUUAUUAGGAACAGCCUGAUUAUGGAAUUGUCUCCCUUGUCAUAUAUGAAUUUAAUCCUUUAACCCGACCAUGUCCAACAUACCUACUUCUCUCGGCGAACUCUGUCUGACUGCUUUCAGGCUUGCCAUUUCUGUGGCAGAUCCAUGGCCUUUUUCUGUUUUCUGUGAGAGAUAGAGGGUUUUGCCGUUUCCGGUUACCCUGUAAAACUAGUAGCUUGUAAAUAUGGGCUUCAGAUUAGGUCAUAGGAUGGUGAAGAUCUGGAAAUGGUUAAAGCGAUCGAGGAGAUCCAGGGGAUACACUCCGCUGCAGAUGCAAGACCGAAAGAGUAGAAAGAUAAAGCGGCCCCUGCGCAUGGGAGGCAGCAAGUCAGGUGGAGGUUACCUUAAGUGUCAAGCUUCGGAUUCCUUUAAUAAUGGCGGAGAAAGUUGUGUGAGCCUUCUGCAUUCUCCUCAAAAUAGGGCAAAGGAAAACCGCCGCGGCCGUCAAUUUCAUCUUCCUCACUUGGAACUGCAGAGGCUGAAAAAUUUUCAGUGGAAUUUUCAUCUGCCGCAUAUCGGACAUGGUGAGAGAAAUAGUCCGAAACAUGUGCCAAAGGGUUGUUUGGCUGUGUACGUAGGACAAGGUGAGGAGCCUCAUCGUUUUGUGGUUCCAGCGGUUUAUUUUAACCAUCCUCUGUUUGGCGAACUGCUCAAGGAAGCCGAAGAAAAGUACGGCUUUAAACAGACAGGCCCUAUAAAUAUUCCCUGCCAAGUCUCAGAUUUCGAGAACGUAAAGAGACAAAUUCACACAGAAUGCUCACAGAAGCAUUAGCUUACGCCAUUGAAAGGGCCAAAUGCUUUGGUACCAGGUAUAAAGAUAUAUGUUCUUUGCGGACAGCAAAAUUCGAUUUGAAAUUAGGCUUUUUAAUACAAAUAUGAAACAUAAUGUAAAUUCUUCAAUUCUUUGAGAUCUGGCGAUUCUCAUGGAUGCGUUCAUGUCUCUGGUUUCAUGAUCACUAAAUCUCCAGCGUGAAUAGGGAUCUCGUCUAACAAUCUGUGAAAUUUAUUUGCAAAUUUCAAAGAACAAUUUAUCUAUUGAAUUAAAUUGCCGUCAAAGUUAGAUUA
Cryptomeria japonica (Japanese cedar) is the source of this 1800-nucleotide messenger RNA. RefSeq names its product auxin-responsive protein SAUR72. The transcript has a single exon. Bases 920 to 1507 code for a protein of 195 amino acids. Lineage: Eukaryota; Viridiplantae; Streptophyta; Pinopsida; Cupressales; Cupressaceae. The record is from RefSeq and is a predicted model, not a curated record. Gene Ontology annotation, biological process: response to auxin.